Messenger RNA from Rhododendron vialii, 2881 nucleotides. RefSeq lists its product as uncharacterized. The transcript is spliced from 3 exons. NCBI's taxonomy places the organism in Eukaryota, Viridiplantae, Streptophyta, Magnoliopsida, Ericales, Ericaceae. Bases 777 to 2453 code for a protein of 558 amino acids. The record is from RefSeq and is a predicted model, not a curated record.
AAUUAAUCCAACAAUUUCGGUUGAGAGACGUUUCAUUCUCCCCUCUCUCUCUCUCUCUCUCUCUCUCUCCCCGAUAAUCUUCGAUUCUCUCUCUAGACAGAGCAUCGAAUCGUAGUAAUUUGGCGCAAGAAAUGGAGAUGAGAAUGGAGGAAUCUCGCUCGCACGGUCUCCUGUCAACAGCUCGCAGCGAAGGACUCCUCGCCGAAGACCAAAUAGCCAGACGGUUUCCGAAAAACUCUAUACAGAACAACACGCCUCGAAGUUGUAAGUUCAGGACGUGUUAAGGUUUUUCAACUUAGGGUUUCGCAGUCUUCUCUUUUGGAUCUUACACGAAGCUUUAAAUUCUGAGGAUUGAACUCAGCAUCUUUAGGGUUUCCAAGACACUUUCAUGCUUUUCAAGGUUAAUUUGUAAUUUCAGUGUUUCUCACGGUGUAUAUCGGCCACAAGUUUAAGUUUGGAACUUUUAAGGGGGUUUUACUGGUCUAUAUGUAAAAUUUCGGAUUUCUAGGGUUUCAAGUAGUUCUUGAAUGUUCUCACUGUUGAUAGUGUCUAAAAAUCGCUUCUAGGGUUUCAAUUGCUUAUUGAAUGUUCCCGCUGUUGAUUGUGCCUAAAAUUCGGGAUAGAGAAGAUUUCUGGUUUUUAGGUAUUUCUGUGGUGGAUAGAGAAGAUUUGGUACUUUGUAAGGGGAUUUAUCAAUCUGGGUGCACGAUUUCGGAUUUCGUAGGGUAUUCAAUGGUUGCGCCUGAAAAAUCCGGUAUUAGGGUUUGAAAAUUUCAAUGGCUGGAAGGGGAGAAUUAGGGUUUCCAAAGACAAGUACUUGUAGUUUAAGGGAACAGUUGGCACGAACAACUCUAAAGAAUGUAAGAUCGCAGGGUCACACUUACAUCGAACUCAGGGGAGAUGGGAAGAGGUCCAUAUUCUUCUGCACGCUGUGUCUGGCGCCCUGUUAUAGCGAUGCGGUUUUGUUUGAUCACCUGAAAGGUAAUCUCCACACUGAAAGGCUUGCCGCUGCUAGAGCGACCUUGCUUAAGCCGAAUCCCUGGCCGUUUAACGACGGUGUGCUUUUCUUUCAGGGUUCAGCUGAGCAAGAUAAACAGCUGUUACCCAACUCAACUGCCGAUCGAAAUGGGUUGUUAGCCCUUAAAAAUGGCGAUCGAAAUAUGCUAGCUCUUGUUUCUCAUGGAGAACAUGUAAGGCUCAAUAGUAAUGGACAUAUUUCUCAUAAUGGGUCUGGCUGUAGUGAGGAAUCUGACUCUGUAGGCAGUGACUUCGAUUGUGAUGGCAGCUCACCUGAUAGGUAUGUGAAUAAUAAAAAUGGUAAUGGUAGUUCAGACGAUAGUUGUAUGAAUCGUGAUGGGGGCACUUAUAAUUUAGUUGUACCAGGGGUUUUUCAUGGGGAUGAAAUUUCUGAUCUAGAAGUGAUGUUCGUGGGAGUUGGACAAAUUGCUGCUAGGUUCUUCUUGAAGGAUGAAAUCCAGAAUGGAAUUUCUAGGAUUUGGUGUGAAUGGCUUGGAAAGAAUCAGGAUGUGGACGGCUCUCUGGUUCCAGAGCAUGACUUUGCGGUUGUUACCUUUGCUUACAAUUAUGGUUUAGGUAGGAAGGGGUUACUUGAUGAUGAGAGGUAUCUACUCUCCUCAAAUCCUGGGGAAGAAACUGAGGUUAUUGAGGAUGGUAGAAAGAAAAGGAAGAAGUCGUUCUCUGAUCCAGAAGAUAUUAGUGAGUCUUUGAGUAAGCAGUAUGAUUCUUCCGGUGAAGAUUCCCAGUCUUCAAAUAGUUGUAGUUCAAGAUUGCUGUUACAAGGUUAUGACGAUCAGCUUCUGCAUUCAAGGGUGAUAUCAAGUAAAAAAAUGAGGAGAGAGUUGAGGCGACAACAGCGGGUAGCUGCCGAGAGAAUGUGUGAUAUCUGUCAACAAAAGAUUCUUCCUGGAAAAGAUGUGGCAGCACUCCUGAACAAGAAGACCGGAAGACUUGUUUGCAGUAGUAGAAAUGUCAAUGGGGCAUUUCACCUGUUUCAUAUAUCCUGCCUUGUACACUGGAUACUUUUCUGUGAGGUAGAGAUAUACACCAAACAGUUGCUCAGUCCCAAAGUGAAACGAAGAUCAAGGAGGAAAACUGGAGCCAAGCGCAAUGCAUCCAAGGAGGAAGGUGAUUUAAGAAAGCAAAUUUACUGCGCGUUUUGUCCAGAGUGCCAGGGCACGGGUAUCAAUAUUGAUGGAGAUGAGUUGGAGAAACCAACUGUUCCUCUUUCAGAGAUGUUCAAGUACAAAAUUAAAGUGAGUGAUGCGCGUAGAGCUUGGAUGAAAAGUCCUGAGGUGCUGCAGAACUGCUCCACUGGCUUCUGUUUCCCGUCCCCGUCUGAUGAACCAGUUCAGGUCCUAAGAUUUCUGAUCUUGUUGUUUUAUUUGGAAAUUUAUGAAAAAACAAUGAUCACUUUGGUUUGUUUAAAUGACUAAUGAUUUGAUUUACUAUUUAUAUGGUUUUUGAUGGAUGUUAAUUUUGUUCAUCUUUAUUGUAAUAUCAGGAAAAUGUGUCACCAUUGAAGUUGCUGCACUUCUAUCGUGCUGAGGAGUAGAGUUGGGUAGAAUUAGAGACAGAUCCCUGAAUCAUGGAAGUAAUCGUUCUCUAUUUUUCUGCAAAAAUUAUAUGUAAAUUAUCUGUGUUGCAUACGUGUUUAACCUGUCGUAGAUGUUUGACUUGUAAAGAGAACAACGAACUAGUAUGUGAAUAGUAGUAGUUGCAUCAGGGCAGGCCGACUCUUUUGGCUGUCCGGUAUAUCCAACCUUGUAUGUUUCGUUUCGUAAUAGUGGUGCAAAUAGUAGUGUACAAUGCUCAAACUUGUUCUCCGCUUUUACUAAUUUCAGAUCAAUUCCUUCUUUUGGAA